AUGUCAGAUAUUAUAUUUGAUACUAUUAAAGAUACUUCGAAUUCAAUUUCAAAAGAUUCUACGAAAUUAUUUGUUAUUUCAUUAUUAAUACUCGCUAUUACUUUAUUAUUAUUAACUGCUAAAUUAAAUGAGACUGUUUAUUCAACUUUAGUAUUUGCUUGGUCUUGUUUUAUUAAACCUUUAGUGCAAAAAAAACAAACAAAAACUAAAAAAAAUUCGAGUCAACAAGAUUCUUUAGAAGCUUUUUAUAAAAAUCAAGUUCAUAUCUAUGAUACUACAAGAGAAGUUUUAUUAAAAGGCAGAAAAGAAAGUUUAAAAUUAGCUAUUUCUCAUUUACAGAAAAAGAAAGAUUUAAUUUGGAUUGAUAUUGGUGGUGGUACAGGUUCAAAUAUCGAAUUUAUGAAUGAAAUUAGUUCAAUUUCCAAAAAUUUUAAAGCUGUUUAUUUAGUUGAUUUAUCACCUUCAUUAUGUGAAGUUGCUAAAAAAAGAUUUGAAUUAAAUCAAUGGGCGAAUGUUCAUGUAUUAGUAGCUGAUGCUUGUGAUUUCCAAAUUGAUUAUAAAUAUGCUGAUUUGAUUACAUUUUCUUAUUCAUUAUCAAUGAUUCCAACUUUCAAUGCUGCUAUCGAUAAUGCAGUUUCAAAAUUAGAUAAACAAGGUAUUAUUGCAACUGUUGAUUUUGGUAUUCAAUCAAAUGAUACUUCAAUGGGUAGAAUUAAUACUCUUGGUGGUUUAGUUAAUAGAAACAUUCCAUGGAUUUUAAGAAAUUUUUGGAGAAUUUGGUUUGAAACUGAUAAAGUCUUUUUAGAUUCUUCAAGAAGAAAUUAUUUAGAAUAUAAAUUUGGUACUAUAAAAUCAAUUAAUGCUUAUAAUAAAACUUUAGGUAAAAUUCCUUAUUAUAUUUGGAUUGGUUGUGAUAAAUCAAGAUCUCCAACAAUUUUAAAUAGAUUAAAUUGUUUAGCUACUGAAUCUCCUUAUUUAGCUCCAUCAACAACUCCAUUAACUGAAAAAAUUCAAAUUCCAAUUUCAAAAGGUCAUGAAGCUGCUUUAAAUAAUUUUCAAAAAAAUUUACCAUUUCCAUCAAUUUAUUAUCAAAAAGAAGUUUGGAGAGUUUAUUACGAUGAAUUAAAUCCAUUAUAUGAACAAUUUAAUAACCAAUAUAUUUAUGCUUUUACUUGGGAAGAUCCAAGAGAAGAUCAUAAUAUUUUAAAUUUUUCAUCAAAUGAUACUGUAUUAGCUAUAACUUCUGCUGGUGAUAAUAUUUUAAGUUAUGCAACUUUACCAGAUCCACCAAAAAGAAUCCAUGCUGUUGAUUUAAACCCAUGUCAAAAUCAUUUAUUAGAAUUAAAAUUGGCAUGUUUUAGAGAAUUAAAUCAAUCUCAAAUUUGGUCAAUAUUUGGAGAAGGUAAAAUUGAAAAUUUCAAAGAUUUAUUAAUUAAUAAAUUAUCUCCUCAUAUGUCAUCAAAUGCUUUCCAAUAUUGGAUGGAUAAAGGUCCAAAAGCAUUUGUAGGUAAAGGUUUAUAUGAUACUGGUUCAUCAAGAUGGGCUUUAAGAUUAGGAAGAUUUAUUUUCAAAGUUUGUGGUGUUACAAAACAUGUUGAAAAUUUAUGUAAUGCAUCUACAUUACAAGAACAAAUUGAUAUAUGGGAAACUAAUUUAAAACCUGCGUUAUUUAAUCCAAUUGUUGCAAGUUUAUUAAUUGGUAAUCCAAUUUUCUUAUGGAAAGCUUUAGGUGUUCCAGCAAAUCAGGCAAAAUUAAUGGGUCCAUCAGUUAUAAAUUAUGUCAUUGAUACCCUUGAUCCAUUAAUUAAAAGAUCAUUAAUUUCAAAUGAUAAUUAUUUUUAUUACUUAUCUUUAACUGGUCAUUAUAUUAAAAAUAAUUGUCCAGAUUAUUUAACAACAAAAGGUUAUAAAAGAUUAACGAAUUAUUCCCCGGUCACAAAUGAAUCUCCAAUUGAUAAUAUUAGAAUUCAUACAGAUACUUUAAAUGAUGUAUUUGCAAGAUUAAGUAAAAAAUCAAUUACAAUUGCAAUUAUAAUGGAUCACAUGGAUUGGUUUGAUCCAAAUGGUAAAGAUGCAAUUAAUGAAAUUUCAGCAGUUAAACAAUGUUUAGUUAAUGGUGGUAGAGUUAUGUUGAGAAGUGCAGCUCAAUAUCCAUGGUAUAUCAAAACAUUUGAACAAUUAGGUUUUGAAUGUAAACCAGCAGCAAUUAGAAAAAGUGGUACAAGUAUCGAUAGAAUCAAUAUGUAUGCUUCCACUUGGGUAUGUACUAAAAAGGAAAGUGUUGAUGAUGAAGAAGAUGAUAAUGAUAAUGAAACUGAAAAACCUUUAAAUAAAAGAAGAAUGAGUUCAUUAAAAAUUUAG
Messenger RNA from Insectozyma verbasci, 2361 nucleotides. The record is from the annotation of a GenBank genome assembly. Lineage: Eukaryota; Fungi; Ascomycota; Pichiomycetes; Serinales; Debaryomycetaceae.